Molecule: messenger RNA, 2069 nt
Organism: Vicia villosa (hairy vetch)
Lineage: Eukaryota; Viridiplantae; Streptophyta; Magnoliopsida; Fabales; Fabaceae
Product: amino acid transporter AVT1C-like
Exons: 13
Coding region: 184-1812 (542 amino acids)
Cellular component (GO): plasma membrane
Source: RefSeq, a predicted model, not a curated record
UUUCUUUUCUCUUUCUGUUAUCUUUUCUUUCAUUUCAAUCACACUAUCUGUUGGAACAACAGACAAAAAGAGAAUUCGUGAUCAUUGAUCUCAACACUCUUUUCUGUCGCUUUGACGAAACUCUACUACUUUUUCAUAAGCCACCGUUUUUAAUUGGUGUGAUUGAUUGAGGGUUGAAAGAGGAUGAAGAACUCUGCUUCAGAACAAGUAUUUUUCAUCGAGAGCGAUGAAGAAGGUGAAGAAAGGGAGUUGGGAAGAGAUGAAAUGGAUGGAAAUGAAUCCGAUUAUUCCAAUGACUCAAAUGAAGUACAGAGAAAGCCGAGUUCUUACAGCAUGGCUUGGCCUCAAAGUUACAGGCAAUCCAUUGAUCUGUAUGGUAGUGUGCCGUCGCCGAAUAUUGGAUUUCUCGGCACUUCGUCGCUCACAGGAUUAGGCAGUUCAUUUCUUGGUUCAUCCUUGACAAGGAGGCACACUGCUGAAAUUAUACCUCCACUGAAGAAGCCCCUGAUACAACCAAUAGAUGAACAGCAGCGAAAGAGCUCUAAAACAUUGAUUCAUCCUCACCCAUCUAGGAAGUCUUCAUGGAGGAAGGAUCCUUCAAAGAUUUCUCAUGAAGUUCAAAUUCCUAGCCAAUGCUCUUUUGGACAAGCUGUGCUUAAUGGCAUAAAUGCCCUUUGUGGUGUUGGAAUCCUUUCGGCCCCUUAUGCUCUUCAACAAGGUGGAUGGAGUGCACUUGCAAUCUUGCUGGUAUUUUCAGUAUUCUCCUUCUAUACUGGCAUGCUGUUGCGCUAUUGCUUGGAUAGUGAACCUGGACUUGAGACAUACCCUGACAUUGGCCAAGCAGCUUUUGGUACCACUGGACGUGUUAUAAUUUCGAUAAUAUUAUACAUGGAAUUAUAUGCAUGUUGCAUUGAAUACAUAAUUCUAGAAAGCGACAACUUAUCUUCGUUAUUUCCAAAUGCACACUUGAGUUUGGGUGGAAUUGAAUUGAAUGCACACAUUCUAUUUGCCCUGUUGACCACAUUGGCUAUUCUUCCCACCGUUUGGCUCCGGGACCUUCGCAUUCUAAGUUACAUAUCAGCUUGUGGAGUUGUUGCAACGAUUGCCGUGGUUCUGUCCUUGCUGUGGGUUGGCGUGGUAGACGAUCUUCCUAUGCAUACUAAAGGAACAACAACAAUUAAUAUUUCAACAUUCCCUGUUGCUAUUGGCCUCUAUGGUUACUGCUUCGCUGGACAUGCUGUCUUCCCCAACAUAUAUACAGCUAUGGCAAACCGAAAUCAAUUCCCUGCAGUGCUCUUGACAUGUUUUGCUAUUUGUACAACAAUGUAUUUCACAGUAGCUAUUAUGGGAUACUCACUGUUUGGAGAAAAUACACUGUCUCAGUAUACUCUUAACAUGCCCCGAGAAUUAGUUGCCUCCAAAAUUGCUCUGUGGACUACGGUGGUUAAUCCAUUUACCAAAUAUGCUUUGAGCCUAACUCCAGUAGCAAUGUCUGUGGAGGAAUUGAUACCACCAAAUAAUCCCCACUUUCAGUUAUACUCUAUGCUCAUCAGAACAGCGCUAGUGAUUUCUACACUGCUUGUUGGUCUUUCAGUUCCCUUUUUCGGUUUGGUGAUGUCAUUGAUUGGGUCUAUGCUCACAAUGUUUGUUUCUCUUAUUCUACCAUCUGCUUGCUUCCUAAGCAUCAGGCGUAACAGAAUCACGCGCUCUCAGGCAGCACUUUGUAUUGCAGUGAUUGUAGUAGGCCUUGUAGCAUCUGGUUUUGGAUCAUACUCAGCAAUCUCCGAAAUUAUUAAAGAAUUGUUUGCAUGAAGUUUUGCGGCUUGAACAUUGGAUUAUGACAUUUUUCUCCUUUUAUGUGGAUCAAAUCCAGUUCAAAAAAUAACUGUUUUAGUUAAUUUCAUUUCCCACCUCAAAUUUUGAGUUUAUUUUAGAGGUCAAAUAUUUUUUGUUUAGAGUUGGAGAAGUAUUAUGAUUUCUAGUGACCAUUUCAAGUGGCCACUAACCAUUCAGAAUUGUGGAUUAGUAAUUGAUAAAUGCAUUGUGCAUUUGAAUCACAUUUUUGUUUA